CAGACAGGUGGAGGAGACGUCGCUCCGCGGCUGAGGUGCACCGUAUUCGGACUCGAAUCGGAGCAGAACCGGGCCGGUGGACGGUGUUUUGAGUCCGGCCGCAGCCGCUGGAUGAUCGGAACCAUGCUCCGGCUCGGUUCUCAUCCAUAAGCAUCGCGCACAUGCUGGAGCGUGGACCGUGGGAGGAGGCGGCAUGUAGUGGAGAUGGAUUAAAGACGGAGGACUUCACAUGUUUGCUUUCAGACAUUAGUGCUGUCUAGUCAUGGAGAACCAAGGCUGCACCGAGCCGCACACUUACGAAGACGUGCAGAAAAGCGGCUACCUCCGCAAGCAUAAAUCCAUGCACCGGCGCUUCUUCGUGCUGAGGGCGGCCUCCGAGCAUGGUCCUGCCCGCUUGGAGUAUUACGAGAACGAGAAGAAAUUCCGCAGCAAAUCCCCCGUGGCCAAGAAAGUGCUCAACCUGGAGACGUGCUUCAACAUCAACAAGCGGGCCGACUCCAAAAACAAGCACCUGGUCGUGCUGUACACCCGCAGCGAGAGCUUCGCCAUCGCCGCGGACAGCGAGGAGGUCCAGAACGAGUGGUACCAGGCGAUGCUGGACCUCCAGUGCAACUGUAAAACUCCUGAGGACUACGGCAGCAGUGGAGAGUGUAGCUCCCCUUCUCCAAUUCCUACUUUCAAAGAAGUGUGGCAGGUCAAAGUUUGGCCUAAAGGGCUUGGACAUGCCAGGAACUUAGUGGGCAUCUACCGUCUGUGCCUAACUGACAAGACCGUCAACUUUGUCAAGCUGAACUCGGACAUUGCUUCUGUGGUGCUUCAGCUGAUGAACGUCCGUAGGUGUGGCCAUUCAGAGAACUUUUUCUUUAUUGAGGUGGGACGCUCCGCCAUAACCGGGCCAGGAGAAUUCUGGAUGCAGGUGGAUGACUCUGUGGUGGCUCAGAACAUGCAUGAGACCUUGCUGGAGGCCAUGAAAGCUCUAAGCGAGGAGUUUCGGCAACGCAGUAAGUCUCAGUCUGUGGGCACUUCCUGUGGCGGAGGCACCGUGUCAAACCCCAUUAGUGUUCCCAGCCGCCGACAUCAUCCCAAUCUGCCACCAAGUCAGGUGGGCUUCACCAGGCGAGCCCGCACUGAGACGCCCGGCGGCAGCAGCACCAGCACCUCGCCGACAUCACGUCACGGCUUCCCACGGGCGCGAACGGCCAGCAUCGGGGCCAGGUCGGAGGAGAGCGGAGUGAGUACCAGAUCAACAUGGGCCAGCUCGAGCCCAAGUCUUAACGGAUCCUGCUCAACUACUCCAACUCUUAGACCCAAGCCCACCAGAGCUCCCACCCCUGCAAAGAUUACACUCAGUCUUGCUCGCUACACACCUAACCCCGCUCCCUCACCUGCUCCAAGCCUCUCCUCCAGCUCUGGUCACGGCUCUGAGUGUGGCCUAGUAGGGGCAGCUGUGGGAGGCAUGACAGUGUGCUCUUACACUCGUGUAACUCAGAGAGUUUCUGUUUCGGGUUCACCAAGCGACUAUGGCUCCUCAGAUGAAUAUGGCUCCAGUCCUGGUGAGCACUCCUUACUCAUGCCCAGUAUGGCUGCCCAUCAUGUGCACGGAGAAGGUUCCUCCAGCUAUAUAGUCAUGGGUCAGCGGGAGGGCCUUCUUGGUUCCCAUCAUCGCUCCAAAGGCAGACAGAUUCUUCGACGUUCGUCCAGUCGGGAUUCUGAGGCAGAACGACGACUGCUAAGUAAGAGGGCUUCCCUGCCUUUGGCUGCCCAUGAAAGGCUCGUCCCGCAUCGGAAAGAUGACGACGAGGAUGAUGAAGAAUAUGCCAUUAUGUCACAGUGUGCUAACAGAGAAGGUCCUGGCGGUGUGGCGUUGGGGCGUGGACGUCGAGAUGCAGUAGGGGAGAACAGAAAGAGGUUUGAAAAAAGGAAGGAAGUAGAAGCAGGAGCUCCAGUGGAUAGCGGCUACAUGUCAAUGCUGCCUGGAGUCACGUCUCCAGCAGCAGACGACGAGUACAUGGCCAUGACACCCAACAACAGUGUUUCCCCGCCUCAGCAUAUGCGACAGCCCAGCACAGAGGGCUACAUGGUCAUGUCCCCCAAUAGUAGCGUCUCCGCAGAGUUGGGCAUGUGGGAUACCAGCGGGAGCAUGGAGAGCCGGGUCGCCAGCGACUACAUGAACGUCUCACCCAUCAGUAGCCGAUCUGCUUGUAGCACACCACCCUCCCAUCCUGAGCCGUACCAACUUCAACCAAAAAUGUUCAAUUCUUAUUUCUCUCUGCCUAGAGCUUAUCAGCAUACCCUAUAUAGUCGUUUUGAGGAGGAUUUAAACAAAGGGGAGAACAAAAAGGGCAGUGAUGAUUGUGCUGUAGGGGGUAGUGCAGCAGGGUUCAGCAAAAGAAACAAAACAGGAGUGGGGCCGAGUGGAGGCUUCCAACUCUCCAUGUCUUCCUCGUCUUUCUCCUCAAGCUCGGCCAGCAGUGAAAGCCUGGAGGACAAGACUAUAUCAGCAGGGAAAGGGUUAAGUUUGUACAAGAGUGCAGGAACAUGCACUAAAGAAGGCCGCCACCAACAAAAACGUGGAUCAAGCUGCAAGAGCCCAAAGCAACAAAGAAAAGGCCGCCCCCUCAGUGUGUCUUCAGACAUCAGUAAAGCAAACACCCUCCCUAGGGUCAAGGAGAAUCUGCCCCCAAUGGCAAUUCAGAACGUCGGUGACUAUGUGAGUAUUGUGUUCAAGGGGGACAAAAAGUAUGAUGGUGGAAGACAUGCCGGGUCCGAAAGAGCGCAGCCUGUAAUUCACGGAACCCUACGCCCUUUGAACCAGCCCCUCAUUGACCCCAACAAUGUCACUAACCUGCCUCGCAGCUUUUCUGCACCGUUGUCCACCUCUGCUGAGUACGUGAGCAUGGAUGUAGGGAAGUCAUCAACACCCCUUAGGUCAACAUUCAGCCCCUCACUGCAGGGCCCACCAACUGUACCCCCAAAGGGUCGACUAGAACAUGGCACAUCAUCUCCUCUGGCAGCUGAAGGAAACACUGCCUAUCGAUCAAAAACAAAGACUGUAGCAGACACCCAUAGUUCAUUCCCAGACAAAGCUUCUGAUCCUAGCAUUUCAACGAGACCUGCCACCCACUCUGGUACACUUGUGUCCAUGGAGGAUGACACAGGGUUGGGCUUUUCUCCAGUCAAGUCCUUCCAGUCCCCAGAGCAAAGCAGCAGACUUGCCCGAACUGAGAACCAGUGUCGACGGGUUCACCGCCCAGAGACCUUUAACUCCCCUCCAUCUGUAUCGAGCCACCCACCUUCCACUACCACAGUCUUCCCUGAAGGCGGCCAGGCGGUGGUCCACCGGCAUGCUUUGGAUUGCUCUCCUUGGGAAACCGGUCAGGGGUCUAGUUUGUCUGCCACGCCACCUCUGCAAGCCUCUGCUGAACAAGGCCUUAACUAUAUUGACCUCGACUUGGCCAUUAAAGAGAACCCUCAAACUGGAGGAGAGCGUUCCUCUGCAGGCUACUACAUCGGAGCAGGUGCUGUGGGUAGCAGUGCCGGCUCCAGCCUCAACAUGUAUGCCAGUAUUGACUUCUACAAGUCAGAGGAACUGCGAGCACACCAGAUUGGAAGAAAGGAUGAUCAAGAUUGUUGAUUUGUGCUCAAAUCUGCGUUGGACGGGUCUACGCUCAGCAGCCCAACUGUUGCCACAAUACAACCGAGUCCCAACACUGGAUUCCUGGGAAACCUCAUCCUCAUCUUGUUUGCCAUUUUCUCUCUGCCAAACAUGUGCCAAACACACACUUGCACACUCACACUCACACACACACACACACACACACACACACGGUAAGAGAAACGCUGUUUUCUGCCUCAUUUGAAAUGAAACUGACGUCCGAUCAGCUAACUAGAGAUGAAAAGAUGGCGUGUGUUACAGUACGACAAUCUGACAAUCAAGUAAAGCCAUAAAGUCAGUAAAGUGUCACACUUUUGCUUCAGUUGUGACGUAUAUCCUCCCAAAUUGAUACCAUUAUGAUCGGCAGCUAAGCAAAUGUGACAACUCAGUAAUGACACGUGUCCAUUUGGUGUAUGGAGUCUUAAUGUAAGACUUUGUUUUUGUCAACAUCAUCCAUCCAUUUUCUGUAUUAUUAAUCAAAAGACUGAUACAAAACACUUAAGACAAUUAUGCUGCCUAAUGAGUUUUACAUGUUUUUCAUGCACCACUUUGGCUGUGACAUAAUGAACAACGACAACUUUAUUUGACUUCCAAGGUACAGUUCGACUUACAAUUUGAGCCGUUACUAUGUUUUUCUGCACAACUUAACGAGGUUUAUAAAAUAGAGAAUUUAACGUUCACACUGAUUUCUUCUUGUUUUGCAUUCAAGCCGUAUUCCUUUGCUCUUUUUUUUUAUGCUACAUGCAUUUAUGUAAUCAUCCUGGUAGCCAACACUGCAUACCAAUUGGCACAUUUGCAUAGCGUUCUUCUGCAGGCACUGUUUAGUCUGACCUAUUGGCAUGAUACAUGUCACACAUCAUAAAAAUAUUACAAUUACAAUAAAAUGUGUAUAAAAUAAAACAAAAUGAGUUUGAUAAAAAAAACAAAAAAACAGUGGGAGUGUAAACACUUUUAAUUGCUAUCAUAUACAAACAGUUUGUUUUUCCUCAUUCACGCCAGUUUACGCAAAUAUAGUUUGAUACAGUACAUUACGGCGGCAUAUAAAAUACGCAGUAUACAUACAGUAUAAGGAUUAAUUCUUCAUAGCCUAGAUAUUUACAAUAUACUCUUUUUUAAAGUGCCUCUUUUUUGAUUGUAGCUGUUUUACACAGGUAAUCUUAAAAUGGGUUGUGGAAAUACACACACAAAAAAGUCAACAUGAAUAUUGAUAUCAGUAAACUAGUUUGCCUUACUGUUUAUCUGGAAAUUAUUUUUUUAAGGGGUGGGGUAACAUUUAAACCACUUUGUCAGCAAGUUUGACUUGUAGGGCCAAAAAAGUGAAGCAACAUCUGUUAGUGGCUUGUAUAUAAAUCUACAAACAAAGCAGGACUUUAAAAUGAAAAUGUAUUGAUUUAGACCUGCUGUGUAUUUUGAACGCAAACAUGAGUGGAGGUGAUUUCAACUCUUCGGAGCAGCUAAAUGCUUAUCUGGGCUAAAAAAAAACAUGUCGAACAUGCGCUGUGUGUGUGUGUGUGUGUGUAUGUUGUUUUUUAUAUUUGGAUGUGGAGUCGGUCCCCAGAUGGUGUAAAUAGUGCUCCUUCUUUUAACUCUGCUCCGUUCACACUAACCCACGUGUUACUUUUUCUACAACUUCUGUUGGUUUUGCUGAUGUCAGACUCAUUGCCAAAAAAUAACAGUCUGACAGCAAGCUUCGGCCCACUUCAAAGAGCAUUUGUAAACUGUAGAGACGACAAAAAAAGUCUCAUUUUAGUCCAAACCACUUGAGAGCUACUGGGCCAAAAUAUGUUUUACAAUUUUCAACGGAAUAUUUUUAGAGUGUUUUUAUGACCUGUUGCAUGUUAUAAAAAAGAAGGACUUUUUUGGGAUAAAUACAGUAAUUCAGGACUUGUCUAUAGAUGACAACACACAUCUGUACACAAUGAUGCCUAAAGCUUCAGUAACUACAACGACACAACUCAGUGGGUUUCCUGGCUAUGUGUAUACAGGGUAUGAAGGGAAAAUAUGGUUCACACUGGUAGCAUCAUAUUUGUGACAGGGCUCUUGAAGAUUACUAUUACAGUUAAGCCUUAACUGGCUCCAUUUGUAUUAAAAGGGAAUGUGUAUGUGUUAGAAGGAAAUAAAAGAAAAUGUCAAAAGACUGGCAGCAGUUGUGUUAAUAAAAUAUAAAUUUUGUUUUUUAAAUUAGCCCAUGCCACCAGUUUGACCAAAAAAAUGGAUCUAGAGAACAGAUAACAAACAGGAAAUCAGGAAUUUUGGCCCCAAAUCCAGGGAUCAGAUUCUGACAAACUCCUCCUGGGGACUUUAAACUAAUGAGCCCAAAUUAAAAUCAAAGAUACUAGACAGAUGAAGAAUGACAAAUUACAAAGUAUUUUAGCCUACACCACAGCAUGUGGGCGGGGCGUGGUGUCAAACUUUGACAAACAGUCAGUCUGAGGAGUCACAAAAAAAAUGGAGACAUUACUAACUGAAGAUGAAGAUGGCAGCCUGAAGCAAUGCAUUGGUCACUUUAUGAAUUAGCUGUGCGCUCAAUGCUGCUUACCGCUUUAAAUUGUUUUAUAUUUGUUAAUACUGUUUAGGAAACUCAAUCCUUUGCACCAUUCCAAACAAAUGUCUCACAAACAUUUU
Messenger RNA from Nerophis lumbriciformis (worm pipefish), 6280 nucleotides. RefSeq names its product insulin receptor substrate 1-B. The record is from RefSeq and is a predicted model, not a curated record. Gene Ontology annotation, molecular function: phosphatidylinositol 3-kinase binding; insulin receptor binding. Gene Ontology annotation, biological process: insulin receptor signaling pathway. Lineage: Eukaryota; Metazoa; Chordata; Actinopteri; Syngnathiformes; Syngnathidae. Gene Ontology annotation, cellular component: cytosol; plasma membrane.